AUGACUAUAGACAACAAGGUCCUCGAUGGAAGUGUGAAAUGUGUUUACAGCGUGAAGAAUACGAGGGUGAGAAUUGGUUGGGAAAGCGCACUGUCCAGGGGCGUAUCAGGUAGGGAGAGUAGACCCCAUUGGAUGCUGGAGCGACAAGUAACAUUGGGUGAUGAGAGGGCAAUAUCCGUGAGCGGUAGUCCGUUAAACGCAACGCCCCGGGUUCGUACAGCUGGAAGUGGAGUGAGGGGGUGGUUGGACGCUUCUCACGAAACAAAUAAUUGGUUGAAGUAUAUUCGAAGCACUAGCAGUCCGCACGCCGUUAAUAUGCGACACGUGCUUAUUGGUGGACAGAUGGUGUACGAGGCGGUGCGAGACAUAGCGGCCGGUGAAGAGCUGUUUCUCGGUGUUCGAGAACCUCUUCAAUUGCAGGAUAUGUUUGGCGAGAAUACUACAGAGGACAGAAGCGAUCGAGAGACCGCCUCGCAACAUAGUGGCACCGUAGACGAGGAUAAAGAGGACGAGGAGGAAGGUGAGACCAGGUGUCCCGUCUGCGACAAACCGUUUCAAGACAUUGAACUGUUGGAUAGUCACGUGGUUACCUGUCACAGAUAUCCAGCGGAACAGCAUCGCUGCGACAGCUGUCCUCGUGCGUACGCCUGGCGGCCACUGCUGGUUCGUCAUCGUGCGAUCGUUCAUGGUGAUCUCCGGAACUACCCCUGCGAGAACUGUCCAAAGGUAAGCAUCACCUUCGACAACGUCGCGACAAAGUACGACACGUUCCUCCUCGGAUCGGACAAACCGCAGGUCUUCACGGACCCGUCGAAUCUGCAGCGACACAUCAGGACCCAUCACGUGGGUGCGAGGAGCCACGCGUGCACCGAGUGCGGGAAGACGUUCGCCACCAGCUCCGGCCUUAAGCAGCACACCCAUAUCCACAGCAGCGUGAAGCCGUUCCAGUGCGAGGUGUGCUUCAAAGCGUACACUCAGUUCUCAAAUUUAUGCCGACACAAACGCAUGCACGCGGAUUGCCGUAUGCAGAUCAAGUGCGUUAAAUGCGGACAGUCGUUCAGCACGGUCACUUCGUUAUCAAAGCAUAAGAGAUUCUGCGAUUCAACGCCGCCGACCGGUCCACCUGGUACGAUGCCGCAAUUACCGACUCCGGCACCUAGCCCAUUUCUUGUCUAUCCUAGACCUCCUGUCAGUCUCCCGGGAGGUUUGCCUUUCUACCCGCCUAGUCUAAUGGGGCCGUAUCCAGGGAUUUUUCCAAAUGCGUCCAAUUUCUUGAACACUCCUCUUCUGUUCCCGCAUAAAGUUGAGGAAGCUGAGAAGAGGUGCGACAGUCCAAAGAAGGAACGCUUCACUCCGCCGAGGGUUCUGCCGCAACAUAGCAAGAUAUCACCCUCAACGGCCGAGGAAGCUACGUCCUCCUUCAGACCAUCCCCGGCUAGGCCACCCGUUCAACCAACCCCGGAGAGCGACGACGAUCCUUCCAAGAAACGGGAGAAAGACAGGAGCAAUGAGAAGAAGGCAGAUCCUGAAAAUGUAUCGAAAACUACGAACGAAGAAACAACGGAUCAACCUUUGGAUCUGAGAGUGCAAACAAAGAAACAACGAACGAAUGUGAAUGUUACCAACAGAAAGAGCCCAUCGCCAGCGCCAGCACCGAUGGAGGAAGUUCCAGUUCCUCUGGAUCCUCCGAAACCCGAGGAAGAGACGUCCAUGCUAAUGGAAGUCGAUUCCAAGGACAUGGCCAGAAGUCCUCAAUUAAAAAUUAGUUUACCCGCAGAACAACCGCCAACUAGUACACCGCACAUGGCGUAUCCCAGACCGAUUCAUCCGAUGUUUUUGGAGGCCAUGUACCGCGGGCCAACGAGUUCUUUCCCAGGAUUUCCAGGUGGACCACCGCCUCCUGGAAGUGGAACGGAACCGAGACUCUUGCCUCCGCUACCACCGUUCGGGACACCGCGUGGACUUCCUUUUUUAGGAACACUCAUGAACGGGCUCAGCGGCGCUAGGCCAGGAAGCGGGGGAUUCGACCUGCUUGCUAGGCCGCCACUGGGACCGUUCCCUGGCGUGAAACCCUUCCAGGACACCGUGAUUCCACCUCAUCAUCAUCACCAUCAUCAUCACGCUCACGGCAAAAUGAAAGACCGAUAUUCCUGCAAGUUCUGCGGGAAGGUAUUCCCCAGAUCCGCCAAUUUGACGAGACAUUUACGCACACACACCGGCGAACAACCUUACAAAUGCAAGUACUGCGAACGAUCGUUUAGCAUCUCUAGUAAUCUUCAGCGGCACGUGAGGAAUAUCCACGACAAGCAGAGGCCGUUCAAGUGUCCACUCUGCGAGAGGUGUUUUGGCCAACAGACGAAUUUAGACAGACAUUUGAAGAAACACGAAGCCGACGACGGCAGUGGCGUUGUUUCCGUCGCGGAUUCACCAGGGAGCAGUAAUGAAAAUGAACGGGAGGAUACGUAUUUCGACGAAAUUAGGUCGUUCAUGGGGAAGGUGACUUACGGCGGUGAGGCUGGCUACGGAUUACCCCCUCACCCGGCCUAUUUGCCCAGUAGAUUGCACGAGAUACACGAGUCCAAGAUGGAAACCGAGUACGACGAAGACGAGGAUAGCGAGGAAGGAGUCUCUCCUCUGGAUGAAGCGGAUGGCUUGUCGCCUGCAGAAGCCAAAGAAUCGACUCCACCACCGCAGUAUGAUCUGAAGCUGAGGGAGAAGCAGGAAUUGCUUAACAAUAACACGGCCGAGCCAGUUAUUGAAAUUUCGACAUAG
Messenger RNA from Heterotrigona itama, 2772 nucleotides. The record is from the annotation of a GenBank genome assembly. NCBI's taxonomy places the organism in Eukaryota, Metazoa, Arthropoda, Insecta, Hymenoptera, Apidae.